Molecule: messenger RNA, 753 nt
Organism: Notechis scutatus (mainland tiger snake)
Lineage: Eukaryota; Metazoa; Chordata; Lepidosauria; Squamata; Elapidae
Source: RefSeq, a predicted model, not a curated record
UCAUCUGGUUCAGGAAAACCCUGGAUACAAUUAUUUUUGCUGGACCUCUGCCUUCCACUGAUGGAUUCUGGGUCUUGUGCUGGAAGGGAAUCUAAGAUGAAUUUAUGGGAUCUGGUGACUGUCUGCCUGGUGCUACUCAACUCGAUCUCGACCUUUCCGCUUCCCGCUGGUAAGAGACCUCCAGAAAAGGCCCGCUCAGUGCUAGGAAGAGCUGAAGAAGACCACACUACCAGCAGGCUGCUGAAUCCCUACGCUGGCCAAAUGGAUUCUAAUAUACUUGUGGAUUAUCCCAGCCAACUUGAGGAUGUGAUGGAUUUUAUUCAAACCACUUUAAAAAGACUAAAGAGGUCACCAGAUAAACCACGUUUCUCCAAACGGGAAAGAAACCGGCAAAAUGCAGGAAGGAACAAUAAUUCCAACAACAGGAAAGGACGGAGAGCUCAAAGGCUCAAAUCUAGGGAUUGUGUCUUAAGUGAGAUUCACUUAAAUGUGACUGACUUGGGUUUGGGAUACACUACCAAAGAAGAAUUGAUUUUCCGUUAUUGUAGUGGUUCGUGCGAGACUGCUGUAACCCUGUAUGACCAAAUUCUAAACAAUUUAACCCAAAAUAAAAAGUUGGUCAGUGACAAAAUCAGGCCACAGCCUUGUUGCAGACCCAUUGCUUAUGAUGAUGACGUUUCGUUUUUGGACGAUGACCUAUCAACUUAUCACAUACUGAGGAAACAUUCCGCUAAAAAAUGUGGGUGCGUUUGA